This is a messenger RNA of Homarus americanus (American lobster), 695 nucleotides long. Its product is annotated as sodium-coupled monocarboxylate transporter 1-like. The record is from RefSeq and is a predicted model, not a curated record. Lineage: Eukaryota; Metazoa; Arthropoda; Malacostraca; Decapoda; Nephropidae. Gene Ontology annotation, biological process: sodium ion transport. The transcript has 4 exons. The annotation marks the transcript as partial. Gene Ontology annotation, molecular function: symporter activity.
CUGUGAUGGCUGGUGUGGCAGGCAUAUGUAUGGGGCUAAUGGUGGAGAAGCUGGGUAGCAUCUUCCACGUUGCCAGCAGCAUCGUGUCUGCCGUGGGAGGCCCAGUUACUGGUCUAUUUUUUACAGGAGUCUGUGCACCGUGGGUCAAUGCAAAGGGAGCUGUGGUGGGGUUCGUACUGUCGUUCAUCUUCAGUGUUUGGGUAGUUAUUGGUAAAUUUGUGCGAGGAGGGGGGUCGCCUCCCCGCCUGCCACUGUCUACUGAGGGCUGCCCGGAGGACCUUGCCCUCUUCCUUAACGCCACCGUCACCGGCCUCGUCAACAAUACCACUCGUCUUGCUGAUACUAUGUUGACGACCACCGUUCUGCCUGAUGCUGUGCCGGCCAACACCACAGCUGUCGAUGGAACUCAAUCUAACACUAUCUACGAGAUCUCCUACUGCUACACGGGCAUAAUUGCUGUGGCGCUGACAUUUAUAAUCAGCUCUCUCAUCUCUCUGUUGACAGGUCCUAACAGCCCUGAGGAUGUGAGUAAGGGAGUGGUGAGUCCGGCAUGUGCCAGAGCCUACAAGCGUGUGUGGGAGAGUGUGAAGGGUCGCCCCACUUACACAGUCACCCAAGACAUUAUCAACGAGGAGGAGGAGGCGUUUAAGAUGUUGCCCAGACAUAACACAGAUAACCUCAACACUUCCUCUUAG